GUUCGACUUCCUCGCUCUCCCGCUGCCCGCCGAUGACGGCGCUCGAGCAGCACCGCUGGGCGGAGCGGAUCGUCGACAGCUCGACCCUCGCCGCCUUCACCUUCCUCGUCUGGCAGACGCUCACCAGCCUGGACGAGGAGGUCGAGUGGAUCUGGAGCAAACCGCGGUGGUCGUGGACGAAAUGGAUUUUCUUAUCCGCACGGUACAUGGCUAUCCUCGUUCUUUUUAUCGAAGUCAUCGGCGACCGCGUCAGAGCAGCCUUACCUUCGUGUCCGGCAUGGUUCGCCUGGCAGGGAGUCGCACUGCAGUUUUCUUUAGGAGCCGUCGACCUGUUGCUCAUGAUUCGAGUGUAUGCCUUGUAUAACCGUUCGCUCUUGAUUGUGCGAGUCUUGACCUUUCUCUGGAUAUCCGCACAAGGGGCGAUGUCCUGGGCCCUUGCCACCAGCAUACCCGACUACGAGUAUACCCGCCGCUGCGUCAUCACCAAGACUCCACUCGCCAUCCUCUGGUUCGCCAUCGGCACUCUCAUCUUCCAGUCCGCCCUGUUCCUCCUCACGGCGUACAAGUUCGUCGUCGCCGCCCGCGCGGGAUGGGGUCGCACCGCGCUCAUGGCGCUCCUCAUGCGCGACGGCACCUGGGCCUACGCCCUCGUCUUCAUGGUGAUCACGCUCCACCACAUCCUCGUCGUCGUCCUCCGCGACAACGUCAAUUCCAUCGUCUACCCAUGGAUGAUCUCCAUCUCCUCCUUCUCCGGCUGCCGCAUCGUGCUCAACAUGCACACCCUCGACGACUCCUCCGCCGACUCCUCCGACCCGCUCUCCCGCUACCGCAUUCGCGCCCGCUCGCACCACCGCCCGCGCCGCGUCGCCACCCACACCAACCAACUCACCACGCUGGACGCCGCCGCCACCUCCGCCUACUUCACCACCAUGGGCCAAGGCAUCAUGCUGACCACCUUCACCCGGCCCGACUUCGCCUCCAUCGAGGAAGACGACCUCGACGAAGACUCCGACGGCCCGAGCUCCUCUCUCCCGCUCCCAAAGCCGAGCGGCACGACCCUCGUCAGCCGGCGCACUCCCUUCCCCCAGCGGACCGACGAUAGGGACGACGCGGGCAGCAUGGUGUUUAGCCCCCGCCACGACUCCUACGAAGACAUGCGCGAAGAGUACGACAUGUCGACGACGGCCGCCGGAUCUGCGUCUCAGCCCGGGAGCGUCCUCUCGCACGAUGGACCCCGGCCAUUCCCAUGAAAUCGCGGCGCGUGCGUUGGGCGGGCACGAAGACGCGUGAAAGCGGGAAACGAAAGCAAUACAUCGCAUACGCCCAAUGUCGAUAUUCCAGCGAAACGCUCGUCGCGCAGAUCUGUCGUCGUCGAGGCUCCGCGCCUCGUAAACUUCACGCGCACACCGAUCCUCCGAUCGCGCACUCAUCACACCCCCUGCUGUACGAACUUGCCGGAUUCGAGCGUCAUCGCGAGGGCCCUGCGUACGCCAAAGCGGUCGCACCCGGGACUGCCUCGCGAGCCGAAAAUCGGAUCCCAUACCCGCUGGUCUCACGAUCUUCCGGCAUCGCUUUGCCACCUCCUGCUUCUGUCCUGCGAUAUCGGCGCGACACGAGCUUACCAUCACGUAGCUCGGGCUCCCGUCUACUGCACUACAAGUUCGCGAACCGCCAGUUCGAUGCUUCGAUAUCGGUACCAUCAGAGCAACGCUCGGGAAUCACAUCUCUUUCAUCCGUCGGCUAGCCAAACCUUUCGCGCUCUCGUGUUGACCAGAUCACGUAUACGGUGAUCCUCUACAUGAACCGAGGUGGAACAGGUUCGAGCUAUUCGGGCGCUUAAAUGCCAGUAACUUGGUCCAUGCUGGAAGCAGCCGGGGGCGUUGCGGCGGCAUCCGGCGCAAUCUCUGUGGUUGGUGCCGUGGAGGUUAAAGCAAUGAUAUCUGGGAAAAUCAGCAUGGGCAUCAAAGCCCGCCUGCGGACUCGCGCAAUGCGCAGAGGGCUUGCGCUCGAACCCGACCUUAGCGGAAGCUUGCAGGGCCCUCGUGACGCAAGUCACGGGUCUUCCAGACCUGGCGAGCACAAGGACGAUGGCACUGCGAUGACAAAUCCCGGGGUCGAUCGAGACGCAUGGGAGUUCAGCUGAUGGUGUGAUCAACCCGUUCUGGGCUCCUCGGUGAUCUCCGCGUCGCGAACCUGCCUCGAGGUCGCAUCCGUGCCUAUUUCCGUCUGGCUCGUCUGCAUCUACGCUCUGAAUUGUCCCUGGUUUGUAAUAUAUCAU
Messenger RNA from Punctularia strigosozonata HHB-11173 SS5, 2278 nucleotides. RefSeq lists its product as uncharacterized. The coding region runs from base 33 to 1250 and encodes 405 amino acids. NCBI's taxonomy places the organism in Eukaryota, Fungi, Basidiomycota, Agaricomycetes, Corticiales, Punctulariaceae. The transcript is spliced from 10 exons. The record is from RefSeq and is a predicted model, not a curated record.